AUGAACGAUCAGGAUUCGAGCCGGCCUACGACUCCUGAGUCGCCGUUGGACAGCAGCCUUUAUCAUGCGACGAGCACUAUCGACGACCUGACGGCAGCGCUGGCCGACUUCUCUCGUGUCCCUUCUCCGGAGCCAGUUUCAGCGCUUUCGUGUUGUUGCGGAAGAGAAGAUUGCGAAAACUUCAAGGCGUGGCUUGAGUUGAAGUCUCGUCUCGGUAGCAGGCUGGUUCUCAGCGCAGAGGUUGGACAGGCUCUCUUGCAGCGGCAUGAGGCUUAUGUGCGCCAGACCGAGCGCAAACUGCGGAACAACAUGGCGCGUUAUCCAAACACCAGUAGGAGCGAAUCGUCGACCGACACACUCAACCGCGAGCUUGAUGAGCUCAUGAAAGAGAAACAGCAGCUCGAGAAGCAAUUGAACCAAGCCCUGGUCAACAAUGAAGUGACGGAAGUCUCGAGCAAAACCAUCCUUCAGGAACUGCAAGAAGCCCGAGAAACGAUAUCUCGCUUGACGGCCCACCAUGCGCGUUCCAUUGGUUGGGAUACUCGAUUGUCAGCAGCCAUGAAAGAAAGGGACGACAUGCAGCAGGAACGAGACGGGGAAACCCACAGGGCCCGGCUUGCGGAGUCACGAUUUGCUGCCUUGAAGGAGAAGACAGCCAAGCUGCAAGCAGAGGUUCGGCGGCUGCAAGAAAACUUGGAGCAGAAGCGGCAGCAUCGCCUCGAGUCCUCUGAAACCCUAAUACAGGAUGCGAGGAGUCGCCUUGAGUCAUUCCGUAACUCGCUUGCAGAAGAAGAAUUGACCAGCGUGUUGGAGUCUCUCGUGCAAGACAACGAAACCCUUCAGCACGACAACGCGGAACUCCAACAUCUGCUGUCGGAGGCGAGGGAGGACUUACAUGCCUUGCAGGAGGAAGUGGAGGAAUCCCGAGCAAAUCCUCCUCCCCCUUCACGUUCAGGAGCCAAUACGCCGCAUUCAAGACACUUCCAUUCCGGCAGUGUCACUUCUAUAUCUUUAAAGGACUAUUCAAUGUUCAGCCCUCGCAUUCGUCGCAACACUAGCUCGGAUGGCACAUCCAAACGACGCCAAGCACCAGCUCAGAUCGACGUUCGCCUCAGUCCGGCGCCACCGGAGCUGCCUACACCCAACGCUCUGCGCUCUCCAAUGUCGACAGUCGAUUCAUUAGCCCCCGUCGAGAACAAGUGGCAAGGUCAGAGCUCGCCACGCUCAUCGCACAUUAGUUACGAGCUUGAUGACGAGGCAGAGAAGGACGGGAGCCCACCUCUGUAUGAAAGACCGCGAGGACACAGACCGCUCCUACUACUCACUCGGUCGCGCGCCGUGCAGACAGACAGCACGUUGUCAGGUACAUUGUCUCCGUCUCCAUUCCCUUCCCAUGUCUCUUCGGUAUCGCCGCAUGACCCCCGGUCAGAGUCCUCUUCCUUCUCAGAAACACCCUCGUCGCAUGUCUCGUUGAUCUUGGAACGGCUGACGAGCCUCUUCAAUCGGUUUACGCAAGCAGACGCUCUCACGCUGACAAACCGGUUGAAGCGACAAAAUCUCAAGGGUGCGGACGUUGGCCAUCUGUCGAGGAGCACAAUCAACAACAUAGUCUCUGAGGCGACCGGUCUGCGCGCACAAUACCGGUCCUUACUGGAGGAUGAGAAGGUCGUGACAUCGUGCACGAGAAAGGAUUUACGAAUGCUGUUCAAGCUCGUCAAGGAUAUGUUUUCGGAGAUGGCGAAUCUGCGGAUCACAUUGAAUGACGUCAUCCUUGAUCCGACAUCGGCACCGCGUAUCAGUGAACUUGCCCUAAAUCCGGGCAAAGCGGAGGCAGAGACAAGGGAGAAGGAGCGGGAAGGGGCGACAGAGGGCGGUGUCAGUGGAUGGAUGGCGCCUAUAUCAAAGCUCUUUUCACCUGUCGGACGGACAGACCCCGUAGGUGAUAGACCGGGCUUGACACGGUCGUCGAGUGCGAGAGCGCCAUCAACGCGUCCUCAACGGUUUGUACCGAAGUUAGGGCCGGCGUUGGCGGCGUCUGCGACAACAGUUAACGUCGAAUUCUCCGGGUCGGGGGUUGGACGUGCUGUUACAAGUAGCUUCUCGGCCCAACCUAUCCCUGUCGCCGACUCGUCAAUGGGCAUAGCGUCCACUUCACAGAGCGUCUCAUCUGGCCUGAUGGACAUCUUCGCAGGUGCACCCAAACCUAUCGAGAACGCCGACCCAUGGGUAAUUCUUCCAACCGCCCACUCAACGGCGCCUCCGCCAACCCAGGUUUCGACGUUACGCAUGUCGCAGCCGUUCGUGAAAAUCAGCGAAUCGACUGCGACAAUCGGUAGAACUACUGGCCGGAAGAAUGUCAACAGACUUUCACGGAAUGUUGACGCGGUUAUUGACUUGGAGCGCCCUCCAGAUAUCGACGAAGAGCCGGACUACUUGCCACCACUGUUGGAGAGAACCUUGCGCCGGCGCGGGCUGUCUGACUCUUCUAUUCAUUCGACAUUCACCAACCAAGCACAGGCCGACGAACCUCGGUCGCCCACCUCGCCUGAGAGACCGUCCAGGCAGCACACCAUCAUGGCGCCGACCCCAUUGGCGAGAGCACCUGCCUGGCCAGAGAGGACGUCAGUGUUCCAGGCGCUGAGCAGGACGAUGAUGGGCUUGAAAGCAGGUGUAAAUGUGAUGACUGCACCGUCGAGUGCAUUGGCCAGGGAGAUCAAGAGGGUCGCGACGCCUGAAAGAUCUCGGUCACCCGCAAGCUUCCGGCAAGCAAGAACGGAGGCCAGCACAGAAGGCAGCGGUGGUCGUUCGACUCCAUCAAGCUUGAUGGGCCCGCCACCACCACCCCUUGCUGUCGAUAACAGUUCAGGGUCCAGCGCUGUAGUCUCGAUUUCGACUGAAGCCGUCACCUCCGAGCCUCCUUCUUUGCCCCAAACGCCGGUGCGGAAGGCUACAGAAGCUCCGCCCAGCCGCGUCGCCAGCCCUACGAGAGGCGUCUUGCCAAACUUUACAUCGUGGGCAACAGCCAACGUGCUCAUCGAUCCUGUCUCUGGGUCCGAUCCAUUCAUAGCCAGUAGUCUGCGGGAUGAAACAUAUAUGCAGCGCGUUGCGCGUGGACGAUCUGGUCCUAAGGACGAGACACAUCUUAGGGAUUUCUACUAG
Molecule: messenger RNA, 3159 nt
Organism: Cyclocybe aegerita
Lineage: Eukaryota; Fungi; Basidiomycota; Agaricomycetes; Agaricales; Hemipholiotaceae
Source: the annotation of a GenBank genome assembly